AAUGGUGGUGCGUGGCUGACAGUGACUUUACGUCCAAAAUGAAAAACAGGCAGUUGGGCACGUCGUCAGGGAGUAUGAACAUGACCAAGAGCACAAGCAUCGGUGGAGACAUGUGCAACCUGGAGAAGACGGACGGCAGCCAAUCGGACACGGGCGUGGGCAUGGUAGGCGGGGACGGGGACGGGGACAAGAAGAGACGCUCCAGUAUUGGUGCCAAAAUGGCYGCAGUGGUUGGCCUCUCGCGGAAAAGCAGGAGUACCUCUCAGCUCAGCCAAACAGAAGCCGGUGGGAAGAAGCUUCGCAGCACCGUGCAGAGGAGCACAGAGACGGGCUUGGCCGUAGAGAUGAGGAGCCGGAUGACUCGGCAGGCCAGCAGAGAGUCCACCGACGGUAGCAUGAACAGCUACAGCUCCGAGGGAAACCUGAUCUUCCCUGGUGUUAGGCUGUCCUCCGACGCCCAGUUCUCUGACUUCCUGGAUGGACUAGGCCCAGCCCAGCUGGUUGGACGACAGACGCUAGCUACACCACCCAUGGGUGACAUCCAGAUUGGAAGUGACAAGAAAGGAGCGCUGGAGGUGGAAGUGAUCCGAGCCCGUGCCUUUGGAAAACCAGGUUCCAAGGCACUGCCAGCACCAUAUGUAAAAGUGUAUCUUUUGGAAAACGGAGCCUGCAUAGCCAAAAAGAAAACAAAAGUAGCAAGAAAAACCUUGGAUCCCCUUUACCAGCAGCAACUGCCGUUCGAAGAGGCUCCUGGAGGGAAAGUUCUACAGAUCAUCGUAUGGGGAGACUACGGACGCAUGGACCAUAAAUCCUUUAUGGGAGCAGUUCAGAUACUUUUAGAUGAGCUGGACCUGUCUAACAUGGUGAUUGGCUGGUUCAAGCUCUUUCCUCCUUCCUCAUUGGUGGACCCUACCCUGGCCCCCUUGACAAGAAGAGCUUCCCAAACGUCAUUGGAUAGCCGGUCAUAGCAGUGUGUGGACUGAUAGCAUUGUUGUAGCAGCAGCACCCAGUGUUGAGGUUAAACAAGCUGCGACAGACCGGUCACGCCCCCCGGUUACACUGCAUGCUUGAUGUUGUGUCUUCUGAGCCUGUUUCUAGGGGUGCAAACGUGAUCCUGUGUUUUGAGCAAAAUGUCGCACACAUUGUGCGUWGCGAGCGUCGCUCCCUCGGCCGGGUCGGAGCGCCAGCUCAGAUUGGAAGGCCGUAACGGACUCCUUAGCACGAGGAAUUGUCUCUAAAUCGAGCYAUUCCAGGUUUUCAUCCAAUCUUAAGCCAUGGGGGUCGAAACUGGGAACCCGCUCGAUGAGUUCUACAGAAGCCCUUUUCGAAUGAAAAAUACAUGUUUUUGUUUUUAAUUAAUUGUUUUGUUUUUUGUUUGUUUUAUUGUCGAUGUACUUGUAUACCUGAAGGGGUGACUGACAGUGUUGUCCUGUCCAGAAGCUUGGUCACGCCACGCCAACAGACCUAGCUAGAUGUGMAAAUGGAACUAUGAGGAUCAUUGCAAUAGGAGAGGUGGGGUGUCCCAACUAAAGCUUAAACUCUGAAUAUGAGGCCCUAGUGAAAAUACCUGUAGGUAGUAGAUCACACCAGAAGAGAACAAUACUAAAGUUACUAAAGGCAGUACAGAAUUGGCUACUGUACUAUCGACACUCCAGAAUCUAUUGAUCAGAACCCACAACAAGACUAACUUUUAUGACCCAACAUUAUUAUUUAUCUGUUGAUAUAUUGUAUGAAGAUUAAAUGAAGAUUUAAAAAUAAAAAAAAUAUUUUUUGCAUGGACAAAAAUGUAGCUAAAAAAAAAAGGAAAUGAUUUUCUUGAGGCUGCGACUUGAAGAAAAACAAAUAAAACAGAUCAGCCAUUUUCAACAAUUUAUAUUAUUUUUYAAUAUAAAUUUCACUAGUGCAUGUGGUUUUCAAAGGGGAGUGAAUGCAACAGCGUGAUAAAAAAAGACACAUUGUUUAUCAUUCUUUAGACCAUCCAUAACAUAAGUCUGUGUUUGGCAGACAUACAUACAGUAAGAGAAACUAAAAUAAAAAGUUUUGGAGUUAUUUAUCAAAAAAAAACUGUUUAUGUGACAAAGUGAUGAUGAAAAUAAAUGUAAAUUAUUUAUUUCAUUGUAAAGGUUUACAAGCCUUAUAAAGAUAAACAUUAUGUGCAAAUUGUACACGUCUCUUUUUCUCCCUUGUCKCAGGGCAUCCCCCUGAUAUUGUCCAGAGUUUCAGGACUGUUGGUUCUUUUACAGCUCUGUAUCGUUUCAAUAUGUCUUUUUUGGGGGAUUUGAUUUGUUUAACAAGCAUGUUGAAAAGGAUUUUCUGCAACAUGGCUUGGGCACACCUUAAAAUAACUCAGCAUGUUUUGUUAAAGAGGAUAUUUGGGAUUUUUGCAGUUUCUUGUACAGUGCAUGURAACUUUGUUACUUUAUCCCCCUCACCUUCAAUUGAAUUCUACAGAAAAUGAAUUAGUUACUUUCAUGGCCAAACUAUUAAAACGUUAUAACAAAACAUUCCACCAACCCCUAGAUCAUAUUUUAUUUCCACUUUUUCAAAAAGAAUGACAAGGAAAAAUAUUUUAUAUUCAUUGGAGGUUGACAAAAAAGUUGUGGUUGCAAGUGUAUUUUAUUUCAGUAUUGUUAACUAACAUGCAAAAAUAAUCUGUAUUGGUACAGCAAGAAGGAUAUUUAUAUCCAAGCAAGAAGCAGCAAACAUACAACUUAUGUACUGUAUAAUGCUGUGUAGUUCAGGCACUGUUUGUGAGGAUGAGCAAAACACAAGGUCAAACAACAUGGGAUGUUGCCACACUAUAUGAAUUUAGUUUUUUUGUUUUUGUGA
Messenger RNA from Salvelinus sp. IW2-2015, 2829 nucleotides. RefSeq names its product regulating synaptic membrane exocytosis protein 2-like. Gene Ontology annotation, biological process: regulation of membrane potential; regulation of synaptic vesicle exocytosis; positive regulation of synaptic transmission. Gene Ontology annotation, cellular component: cytoskeleton of presynaptic active zone; presynaptic membrane. Gene Ontology annotation, molecular function: small GTPase binding; transmembrane transporter binding. Lineage: Eukaryota; Metazoa; Chordata; Actinopteri; Salmoniformes; Salmonidae. The record is from RefSeq and is a predicted model, not a curated record.